GGGGAUGAAGCCACCAGUAACUAAAAUACAGGAAAUUCUAGUCUCCGGUGAUAAAUAAGAGUCGCAACAGCACAGGAUGCGUGCAGGGCAGCUCCUUGGGCCAAAAGGAUCUGAAAGGCAAACAGCUUCUGCUCUUUUGUUCUAACAUCUGAUGUGUGUCCCCUGCAGGUCCCAUCUGUGCAUCUGGUGCCUGGGACAGCAACAGCACCGAUCCUGCCGCUCUCUGCCAGACCAGACCAAAGCAACCAUGGGAAUUGCCCUUUUCUUCCUAGGCCAGGCAUUGCUUUGGGGGGUGCCCUCGUGGGCGAGUGAGGAGGCAGAGGCCCUGUGCGCCCAGACUGCCUGCUACACCGUCCACUGGGGCAAGCACAAUUGGGCGGAUGCCCAGGAGAACUGCAAGAGCAACGGAGGCAACCUGGUGACCAUGAAGAGCCAGGAAGAGACCUUGCAUGUCCAGGAUCUGCUAGCCAAGCUGCCCAGGAGGGAAGCUGGGCCAGACGGGCAGGCGAGGCUUUGGAUCGGGCUCCAUCGGGAGAAGGGCAAGUGUUACCAGCAGCACCAGCUCCUCAAGGGCUUCAGCUGGGCCUCCGGCGGGGAGGAGACCGACUACACCGGCUGGCUGCGGGAGCCCCGGGAGACUUGCACGAGCAGGCGCUGCGUGAGCCUGCACUGGAACAGCACCGCCCCCAGCUCCCCCGGGCUGGGCUGGGCCGACGGGCCCUGCAGCGGCUCCUCCGCCCGGGUCCAGGGCUACCUCUGCAAGUUCAGCUUCCAGGGCAUGUGCCGCCAGCUGGCGCUGGCCGGGCCCGGCAGCGUCACCUACACCACCCCCUUCGGCCUGAACAGCGCCUCCCUGGCGGCCGUGCCCUUCGGCUCCCUGGCCGCCGUGUCGUGCCAGGGCCAGGCGCCGGGGCCCUUCCUGCUGUGCACGGCGCAGGAGGGCGGCGGGUUCGCGUGGAACAGCCCGGGCCCGCUGUGCGCCUCGCCCCGCCACGGCUGCGCCUACAGCAACGGGGGCUGCCAGCACCAGUGCCUGGAGCUGGCCGGCGGCUCGUUCCGCUGCGCCUGCCGCCCGGGCUACCGGCUGGGCGGGGACCUGCUCUCCUGCUCGCCCGUGGACUACUGCAGCGCCCAGCCGUGCCAGGGGCAGUGCCUGGGCCGGCCGGGGGGCUUCGAGUGCCGCUGCCCCGCGGGCUACGCGCUGGCCGGGGACGGGGUGAGCUGCGGGGACGUGGACGAGUGCCUGGGGGAGCCCUGCCAGGGCGGCUGCCUCAACACGGCGGGGGGCUUCGCCUGCACCUGCCCGCCGGGCUACGAGCCCGCGGGGCCCGGCGGCCGCCAGUGCCGGGACUUGGACGAGUGCGCCCAGGGCGCGCCCUGCGCCCAGCUCUGCACCAACACGCCGGGCUCCUUCCUCUGCGUCUGCCGGCCGGGCUACCAGCGGGGCCCCGACGGGGCCUCCUGCCGGGACGUGGACGAGUGCCUGGGGGAGCCCUGCCAGGAGCGCUGCGUCAACCAGCCCGGCAGCUACCAGUGCCUCUGCCCGCCGGGCUGGGCGCUGGCCUCCAACGGCGUCUCCUGCCUCUCCGGCUCCAGCCCCACCACCCCCGGCAGCGCGGCCCCGUCCCUGUCCCUGCGCCCCCCAGGAGAAGAGGAGCCGGCGGCUGGGGGUGGACAUCCGCCGGACACCCACCCUACUACCGAGAGCCCAGCCCCGGGCUCUGAUCCAACCACCCGAGCCCAGCCAGGGGGAGCAGAACCGAGCACCCUCCAGCCAGCUGCCGUCAGCAGGGCGGCAGGGGUUGGGGAACCCAUGAUGAAACCCGAGGCUGACCAGGCCACCGAUGGCCCCAAACUGCUCCUGUACUAUAUCCUGGGCAGCGUGGUGGUUAUCCUGCUGCUGAUGGCUUUUGCCCUGGGCUUGCUCAUCUAUAGGAAGAGGAAAGCCAAGAAGGAAAAGAAGAAAGCCAGGAGCGCCACAGACAACUACUGCUGGGUACUUGAGCAGGCAGAGAAAAAAGCAGUAGACAAUGACUACAGGUGAAACCUCUUGAGGCCAGUUUCAUCUCAGUGGAGUCACAUCAGUGAUGAAUUCAGCCCUUGCUUGCUUUUUGCCAUGAAUCAGUUUUCUUGAUUCAGGGCUCAAUGCAGAGCCGCCUGAAGUCAGUGGAAAGACUCCCAUGGACUUCACUGGGCUAUGGAUCAAGCCCUUGAAGUGAGUAGGAAUGGCAAAGGAACAGAUUAUGGUAUCUAAAUGAAGAGUCAGGAGAUCCCAAACGUUAAUGUGGGUUCUGUAUGUAUUUGCUCUGUGGCGCUGGACAAGUAACUUCAAUUUCCUCCCUGUAAAUGGGGAAUAAUAGUGUUUACCUGCUAACCUCAUGUGGGCAUUGUGAGGACUGAUUUGUUAACACAUGUGAAAUGCUUUAAACACAGCAAGUGCUUUGUAUGUGUUGUUAUAUUCCUGUUAUGCCAGGGUUGUAUGCACAGACCUCCUCAGUGCUAAUGGGAAUUACCAGUGCUUAAAGUGCACCAGGUUUAAACACGUUACAGGCCUGGGAAACACAAUUGCUAAGAAGCCAGCCAGCUUGCUGAGAUGCUCACAUUUUUAGUACCAUCUGAGGAACGUCCUUCUCAUUGGCGGCUUUCCCGACUUGCCCACCUUUGGUGAAGAGCAGCUAAUCUGAGCAGCUGGAGGAAGCAGACCAGAGUCAUCUUCUUUUUCCCUUAGCAACCCAGUACCAAUCUCACAGGAUGCACAAGGGGAGCGGAAAGACUCCAGCAUCUCAGAACAGCUCUGAUCCUUCCUUCCUCCGCCCCUCCUGUGAGCAGUGGGACAGCUCCUCCCCAUCCCAACGCUAUCAGGCCUGGGAAGGGAUACAAGAGGCUCUCAUUGCAGAACCUCCUCCCCUUUCCUCCAGGCCUGGGAAACCAGGGUGAAGAAUUCCAGGAGAUGCAGGAGGAACAGAGGUGAGGCUGGGUGGGCAGAACUACUGGGGGCAGGUAGAUGUGGCGUGAUAAGACCCCCCCCCCACUUUUUUAGAUCCUUUUAAUGACUGGUAAUUCCAUGCGGCUGCCCACAGGUUGAAAUAAUACAUGCCCAGAAAUGUUCUCUUCUUCACAGGUAGCAGCAUCAUUGGUGCAUCAAUGUUACAUUUGUGUAUGAUGAUAUUACAGGUGUUCUCAAACAGUGUUUUCCUUUUUUUAACUUUAAUACCGUAACUAGCAUUACCUCAGUGGAUACAUUGCUCUUCUGAUGGAAGCAUGUACAAACAAAAUCCAAAUGAAAUGUGUCAUUGAUGCUUUGAAAUAAACAUGAUGUUAAUACUUA
This is a messenger RNA of Chelonia mydas (Green sea turtle), 3328 nucleotides long. RefSeq names its product CD93 molecule (gene CD93). The transcript has 2 exons. Gene Ontology annotation, molecular function: calcium ion binding. The record is from RefSeq and is a predicted model, not a curated record. NCBI's taxonomy places the organism in Eukaryota, Metazoa, Chordata, Testudines, Cheloniidae. Bases 152 to 2044 code for a protein of 630 amino acids.